GCUGGCAGAAUGGAGGGAAUCCAGGCUGCCACCCAAAAUGCAGUCACCAGCUGUUGAUUCAAUUACGAAUUGGUUUGAUUAAAAUUGGACAGCGAAUGGAUUCACUUCUUUGUAGUUUCAAUUUCAUUGUUUUGAAUACAAAUGCUUGCUUCCGAUUGAAACUAAUGUUACUUAGAACUUAACGUCAAAGCAAUCUGUAAAAAAUGACAAAUGUUGUAUAUUAAAUACAAAACGGUUGCUGGUUUAAUUGGUGAAGUGCAAAUAGUUUUAAGGGUGAAUCAUUUUGAAGUCUGAGCACAGAGAACCCAUCUUGUUCUCUUUAAAUUCUAUGUAUUUACUCAGUUUAGUUUAUAUGGAAAAUUGCUUGGAAGUUAUUAAAAUGUGCAGAUGUCCAAGCCACCAGUACAGUUGCUUCCUUGUCGCAGGUUUGGCGAUUAUGGCAGCACUUUCGGAUCUAGGUUACAAAUAUUACCAGCUAGCCACAUUAGAAAUGAAUGGUUGGAUAGUGGCAUCAGCUGUCGACUGGAUAUUGGUGAUAAUUGCCGCUGUUAUACUUAUUGUAGGCGCAAAAAAGAAAAACAUCAGUCUUUUGCUGAUCUGGGUAAUAGGUUCAAUGGUGCUCGGAGUUUCUCAGGUUAUUAUAAAGAUGGUAAUAUUUUUUUGUUUUUUUUAUGACAACGUCGCUGCGACGAGCCGUAUUCUGAGAAGUGGUUCCCUUAUCUUCGUAAUAUUAUUGUUCUCUCUUUUCGCUUACUACCCAUAUGCAUAUAUCCGUGAGCUGAAAGAGCAAGACGAACAAAAUCAAUGAAGCCAUCCAAUUUUUAUGAACUAAAAAGAAAACCUUAUAUUUUUUGUAUGAUCAUUGUAGAUUAACUCGGAUUAACAUGUAUAAACGUUUCUUGAAGUACUAUUGUAUAUGCUCAAAGGUUUUUUACAAUUGCUCUUUAAAUUAGUCUGGUGUGGGCUCUGGAAAGCCUAAUGUGCGUCUUAGUGGCUUGAUAACCAAAUCAUUCUGGAGAUGUUCCGAGCAGAUCCGUUGUCUUGAAAGGCUCCAUUCGCGGAACGUUGAUAAAUUUUGAGUGCGUCCUCUUAUUUUGAUGCGGAUAUUUGAUCACCGAGUGCAGGGUAAAACGCCUUAAGAGUCUUGGGGCCUUUGAAUCAAAUUCCGCUGCGUGAGACGAUUUAGAAUGUGGUGACUGUAAAACCACCAGACACGCCUUUUGAAAUAGCUUAAACAAAUAAGUUGUUGCGACUAGUUUUAAAUCACUAGCUUUUUUUAAAGGAAUUGAAUGUUAAAUUUUACUUAACAAAAUACAGAUAAGACAGAAAUAUACAAACGAACUUUGAAUAAUUUUAGAUUGAAAAAACAAGGGCACGAGACUUACUAAGCACGAUUCUUCAAAU
Drosophila gunungcola (fruit fly) is the source of this 1404-nucleotide messenger RNA. RefSeq lists its product as uncharacterized. The transcript has 4 exons. The record is from RefSeq and is a predicted model, not a curated record. Bases 329 to 808 code for a protein of 159 amino acids. Lineage: Eukaryota; Metazoa; Arthropoda; Insecta; Diptera; Drosophilidae.